UGUACUCAGCUAAUCUUAAUAAUAUGUUAAUCUAAUCAGAAUUGCCAUCGAAAAAUAUUAUUACUGUUUGUUUGAUCGAAACAACUUGAACUCUCUGCAAAAUAGUUGUGUUUCUGCUUUUUACGCGUUGGGUAGUGAUUCUUGGUGUACUGAAACAUGUUUUUAGCGCUUUUGAUAGGCCUACUGACGUUGCUCAUAAUCGGUGAUUACUUGAAGAAAAGGCGACAUAAUGAGAUUUUCAAGACAAAUGGUCUCAAAUCUGUUUCAAGUCUGCCAAUUUUGGGGGCGGCACAUCAUCUCAUCAAUCAAACGCCAGCGGAUAUGAUCGAGUUCACCGGCGAAGUGCUUAAAAAUAACGGCAAAACCUGUAAUUUGUGGCUUUUAAAUCAAGCGACUAUUUUGACAGCAGAUCCCAUAUUUAUGGAGCCCGUGCUGAGCAGUCAAAAAUUGUUAACGAAAAAUAAUCUUUACGGACUGCUGACGCCAUGGUUGCGUGAGGGUUUGCUGCUAAGCACUGGCCCCAAAUGGCACAGUCGCCGAAAGAUCAUUACGCCUUCAUUUCAUUUCAAAAUUUUGGAAGAUUUCGUUGGGGUUUUCGAUCAGCAGAGCAAUGUUAUGAUAGAUUUGCUGAGGGAAAAGGCGGAUGGUGAGACUGUGGUGAAUUUAUAUCCGUUUGUUUGUGCGAUGGCGUUGGAUGUUAUCGCGGAAACCGCUAUGGGUGUGAAGAUCAACGCACAGUUACAACCAGAUUUACCGUACGUUAAAGCGGUGCGAACUGUCUCCUCCAUCACUUCGGAGCGUUUUCUAUCAAUAUUGCAGCGGUUCGAUUUCUGGUUUUGGCUCACUGCUCCCGUUGGUUAUAAGCAACUACACAGUAGCAUUCGGCUAAUGCACGAUUUCACUGGCAAUGUUAUCGAAGAACGACGAAAAGUACUCGAACAAAAUAUCAAAAAUAAUGUCACACAAACUAAGUUAUCCGACGCCGACGAAGAUAUUGGACGCAAGAAACAUACAGCUUUCUUGGACAUGUUGUUGCAAGCGGAGACCAAAGGUCAACCACUCUCCAACACGGAUAUACGUGAGGAAGUGGACACAUUCAUGUUUGAGGGCCACGAUACCACAACUAGCGGUAUUUCGUUCACUUGUUAUCUGCUCUCGCGUCACCCGGCCGUCCAGCAGAAGGUGUUCGAGGAAAUACGCGCCGUGAUCGGUGAUGAUAAGCAGCGAUCAAUCACAUUACGCGAUCUACAAGAACUAAAAUACCUGGAAUGCGUUAUAAAGGAAUCGAUGCGACUGUUUCCACCAGUGCCCUCGAUUGGACGUCAUAUUGAGCAGGAUAUUUAUUUGGAUGGCAAACUCUACCCCGCCGAUACCAAUGUGACUAUUCUGACUUAUCACGCAUUGCGUGAUCCUUUGUAUUUCAAGGACCCCGAAGAAUUUUUACCGGAACGUUUUUAUAGCGAUAAUAUUGAAAAAAAUAACACAUUUGCCUAUGUUCCCUUCAGCGCGGGUCCACGUAAUUGUGUCGGUCAAAAAUUCGCCAUGCUCGAGAUGAAGAGCACGAUUUGUAAGAUUUUGCGUCACUAUGAGCUGUUCCCACAGGGGGAGGAGGUGCGACCUUUGAUGAAUUUGGUUCUGGUCUCUUCAAAUGGUGUAAAUAUGGGUUUACGCCCGAGGAAAUAUGAUUAGUGCCUUAUGGGAAUUGUUAAUAUUUUCAAUCGAAAAAUUCAUUUUUAAAGAUGAGAGAAACAUUUCUGAAAUUUUUUGUCGAAAAUUCUUGAACUCGUACCGUUAUAUGUUAUGUAAAUUGU
This is a messenger RNA of Zeugodacus cucurbitae (melon fly), 1811 nucleotides long. It is a transcript of the gene Cyp4d20, whose product is annotated as probable cytochrome P450 4d14. Gene Ontology annotation, molecular function: monooxygenase activity; iron ion binding; heme binding. The record is from RefSeq and is a predicted model, not a curated record. The transcript is spliced from 5 exons. The coding region runs from base 157 to 1689 and encodes 510 amino acids. Lineage: Eukaryota; Metazoa; Arthropoda; Insecta; Diptera; Tephritidae.